Molecule: messenger RNA, 603 nt
Organism: Mesocestoides corti
Lineage: Eukaryota; Metazoa; Platyhelminthes; Cestoda; Cyclophyllidea; Mesocestoididae
Source: the annotation of a GenBank genome assembly
UCUGCAGGUCUUGUGAUGGAGUGUAUUAUUGGAAUUGCUUUUAAAGACUUUGUAAUUAUUGCUGCAGAUUCCAGAAUAAACUUUUCUAUCAUAACACUAAAAGGCGAUGCUGACAAAAUGUUCAAAUUAAGUAAUCAUAGUGUUAUGGCUGUCUGUGGUGAGGCUGGCGAUGCUGUUCAAUUUGCUGAAUUUAUUCAACAAAACAUGCAGCUGUACGAGAUUAGAAAUGGUUAUGAGUUGACACCUUAUGCAGCUGCAAACUUUACUAGGAGGAAUUUGGCUGAAGCUCUUCGCAGCAGGACUCCGUACAAUGUUAAUUUGCUACUCGCUGGUUACGACCCGAAGGACGGACCUCAGUUGUACUAUAUGGAUUAUCUGGCUUCCAUGAUUAAUGUACCGUAUGCUGUACAUGGUCAUGGCGGCUUUGUUGCUCUUGGAAUUUUGGAUAGCCAGUACGAUCCUUCGAUGAGCGUCGACAGUGCGUUAGAACUUCUGGAAAAUUGCGUCCGUGAGCUGAAAAAACGAUUUGUUGUUAACAACGAUCGGUUCUCUGUUCGCGUCGUGAAUAAGGAAGGAAUCCAACACCUGCCUGACCUGGUUUAA